Molecule: messenger RNA, 1840 nt
Organism: Solea senegalensis (Senegalese sole)
Lineage: Eukaryota; Metazoa; Chordata; Actinopteri; Pleuronectiformes; Soleidae
Exons: 5
Coding region: 183-1244 (353 amino acids)
Source: RefSeq, a predicted model, not a curated record
ACAUUCAUUUGCAGAACCAUACAGCAGUGGCGAGUGCUGUGGCAGCUUUACAAGCCACAAACAAAGAUAAAUAUCCAGACCAUGACUGCAUACUUCACGGGUACCUUCAUUUUGAAGCUCUUUCAGCACAUGAGUAUUCAUUCUCUUGUGCGAGUUGUGGAAACCAUCCUCCUGUUGUCAUCAUGGAUUUGCAUAAGAAGGGAGUCCUCAGCGUUCCAAUGAGUGACCUUAAAGAGCCCCCAUCUGACUUUAAUGGUGAGGUUGACAUGGAAGACUUUUGGCAUUCUGUCAGCCAGGAAAUUAUUUGCAGAGGCUUUGUGAAGAGCAAUGCUGCAAAUCCGUGUGUGGUAUCUCCAUCAUAUCACAAAUGGGCACCAUGGAUAGGUCCUCACACCAGAGCCAGCAAUAUGGUGUUUAACAAGGAAUACAAGAAGGUCAAAGGCAGUGAAGGAUCCAACCCGCUAAAGCAGGCAGAGGUGGAUAGAUUGACAACUGAAGUAAUGGACUUAAAGGUUGAUUUACUUCGGACUUUAGUAAAACAGUGUGGCCUUGAUUCAUCUGGAUCAAAAAUGGAUCUUAUCAUCCGCUUGAGAGAACAGAUGAAAGGCCGCAGUACCUAUGACAAGGUGUUUCAGAAUGUCUGGGGUGCAUCAGGUGGCUGGGCUGUGAUAAUGUGUCCCUGUGGUGUUGUGAGUUCAGUGAAGUUCAAUAUCCGAGCAGAAAGUCCACAGGAUUAUGCAGACAUGCUGCUCUCCUUCAAACACCUGCCAAAUGUAGUCAUGGCCUCACCUCAAAUUCUGGACUCCGCCAAGAAGUUUGAAAUGGAAAAAAAACUGCCCUGGCUAAAAUUGCGGAAGAGGCCUGCAGACAUAAAUGCACACCCAGGCACAGGAUCUGCAGAUCACUAUGCACUAUAUGACACAUUUCAUGAGGCAAACAUGAAAGACCUAAAAGACUGCCUCAGAAAAGUUGGUCUUGUCCCAGAAAUCCGUGGAUGGGUGAAUUCCCAAACAGCGGAACAAUUGUUCUCCAAAAUGAGGAAAAACAAUCAUUUUCUGAGCACGAUGUCCCCAGGAAGCCAUGUCUUUCUCAUGAGAUGUAUGAUUCAUCAUCAUAAUCUGACAAUCAAUGAGAAGACACUAACAGGUCUUCAGGAAAUAUCGACCGAGGACAUUGCCACAGACAGGGCUGGACUGGGACCAGAAAAUAACCCUGGCAUUUUAGGCUUUGGCGGCUCAUCAUGAUUAUUUAACUACAUGCGGGGGCACAUGACAUGUGAAAUACAUGACAUGUUGAAAAAUGUCGAUCAAACCUGGAAUUCAUGAUGUCUUUUAAGUUUUAAUGGGUUUUUUGGGGUUUUUUUUGUCAAAUGGAGCACAGAAACCAGAAAAUAUUCACAUUCAAGACAUGUUUGUAUUACAGUAACGCUAAUUAAAUUCAGUGUCAUUGAUAUUGUUGAAUGGCCAAAUAAAUACAAGGAAUAAAAUGUAAUAGAUGACAUUAAAACAUUAAGCAUUUGUUGCAAUUGACAACUUUAUUUAACGAUCUAGUAUUAGCAACUUUUGAGAGUUAGGACAUUUUGUCUGGGUCUUGUGUUUAUCUCAUUAAUAAUUCACGUAACAAACAUGGAGGCAUCACAUUCAUGUUCAACUGGAAGGAUAAAAUGAUUGUAAAACAAUGUUUUCUUCCUUUAACUCGAGGUUCGAUCAUCAUGAUUCUGAGUUUCUACUUGAUACAAAAGCAGAAAAGUGUAAAUGUGAGUCACAGGAACAAUGUUAAUGUAGUCACUUAUUUCGGUCUGAAUAAAUAAGUGAAGGACAGAAGCGAUUAGUUUCUUUAA